AGGCUGCAGUCAGUCUUUCCUUAAAAAACUUGGAAUGAUUUCAAAUCACGGACAUCUUCACUUAUCCAGAACUCCCAGUUGUCACCAAACAAACAGGAUCGCUGGCAUACUAACCUCUCGGGCGCCUGUGCCACACAUUCAGGAGCCUGCCUGAAGACAAAGAAUCAUGUCAGACCUAAUCUGUUGCGAGGAGGCGAUGGGUAUUUGACUGAUAAUCCCAAGAUUUACAAUCUGCUCCAGUGCUUUUCCAUGGAACCAUUGCUCCAAGCUGACAAAUCCCUCCUUAGCCCACCCCUUAGCGUACACCAACCACUUGGCUGCUGGAGUCCCUUCUGCACGGAAUAUCCUCCUUUUACUAGCUUGAAGAUGCAGUGGACACCAGAACAUGCUCAGUGGCCAGAACAGCACUUUGACAUUACUUCAACAACCCGAUCUCCAGCACAUAAAGUGGAUACAUACCGGGGUCACUUACAACGUACCUAUCAGUAUGCUUGGGCCAAUGAUGAUAUAUCUGCUUUAACUGCUUCAAAUUUAUUGAAGAAAUAUGCAGAAAAGUAUUCAGGAAUUCUAGAGGGCCCAGCAGAGCGGGCCCUACUUGCAAAUUAUUCAGAGACUGCACCAGGGAUAGCAAAUGGUCGGAAAAAUGAAAGUGAACCUUGGCAGCCUUCUUUAAACUCUGACAGUAUUUAUUCUAUGAACUGCGUUCCAGAUGUGAUCACUGCAAGCAAAUCUGUAGUAGCUUCGGCAAUCCCUCCAGCAGAUGUUUCUGCUAGCAUAGGGAGCUCACCAGGGGUGGGAAGUAGUCUCACGGAACCUAGUUAUUCUAGUAACACCUGUGGAAGUCACAGCGUACCUACUCUUCAUUCCGGACUUCCUUCUCAGGAAUAUGCCACGGGAUACAAUGGCUCUUAUUUGCAUUCUAGCUAUAACAACCAAUCAACUCCUGCACUUCCUUCUCCCCAUCCAUCUCCUUUGCAUAGCUCUGGACUUCUGCAACCACCACCGCCUCCUCCAUCUGCGCUAGUCCCAGGAUAUAAUGGGACAUCCAAUAUCCCAAGCUACAACUACUCACCAGCUAGUUACCCUCCACAGACAGCUGUUGGCCCGGGUUACACCUCUGGUGGUGCACCUCCCCCUCCUCCUUCUGCUUACCUUCCGUCUGGAAUUCCUGCACCAACUCCUCUGCCUCCAACGACUGUACCUGGUUACACAUAUCAGGCUCAUGGCUUAGCCCCUAUUGCACCAUCAGCUUUGGCCAACAGCUCAGCUACAUCUCUCAAAAGGAAGGCAUUUUACAUGGCAGGACAAGGGGACAUUGAUAGUGGUUACGGAAAUUACAAUUAUGGACAACAGAGGUCUACCCAGAGCCCAAUGUACAGAAUUCCUGAUAACAUUUCAAAUGCAACCAGAGGGAAUGGCUUUGACAGAAAUGCAGAAACAUCUUCUUUAUCCUUCAAGACAAACAAACCAUUAAUGUCCUCUGAACAGCAAAGAAAAUUCAGUGGGCAGUCCACUAGGGCUCUCACGCCACCUUCUUAUAACACAUCAAAAAAUUCAUUGACCUCAAGAACAAGUGAGCCAUUUGCAAAAUAUUCCUCUCAAAUAAUGACUGACCACAAUGAUGAACAGAGGCAGCUUCUCCCACACCCAGUACAAGGCCCAGGACUUCAUGUAGCUACCUCAUCUAACCAGCCUGUAGAUAAACAACUGAAGAACAUUGACUCUCACCUCAUUGAACUUAUAACCAAUGAAAUUGUAAGGCAAGGUCCUCCAGUAGACUGGAAUGAUAUAGCCGGCUUAGAACUAGCAAAAGUGACAAUUAAAGAGGAGGUUUUGUGGCCAGUACUGAGGCCAGAUGCUUUCAGUGGACUUUCUGCUCUUCCUCGGAGCAUUCUUUUGUUUGGGCCACGGGGAACAGGUAAAACUUUAAUUGGACGAUGUAUAGCUAGUCAUUUGGGAGCCACCUUUUUCAAAAUUGCUGUGUCUGCACUUGUCACAAAAUGGAUUGCAGAAGGUGAUAAGAUUGUCCAUGCUUCCUUCCUUGUGGCAAGAUGUCGUCAGCCAUCUGUGAUAUUUGUCAGUGACAUUGACAUGCUUCUUUCAGUACAAGUGAGCGAAGAGCAUAGCCCAAUUAGUCGAAUGAGAACAGAGUUCCUUAUGCAGUUGGAUAGUGUACUUUCUUCUGCUGAGGACCAGAUAGUAGUUAUCUGUGCAACAAGCAAACCUGAAGAAAUAGAUGAGUCGCUUAGAAGGUAUUUUAUGAAACGACUUUUAAUACCACUACCUGACAACACAGCAAGGCACCAGAUAAUAGUGCAACUCCUGUCACAGCACAAUUAUUGCCUCAGUGACAAAGAUGUUGCACUGAUUGUUCAGCGUACUGAAGGCUUCUCUGGGCUGGAUGUGGCUCGAUUAUGUCAAGAGGCUGUAGUAGGCCCUCUCCAUGCUGUUCAGGGGACAGAUCUGUCAGCCAUCUUACCCGGCCAGAUGAGACCAGUCACAUAUCAAGACUUUGAGGAAGCUUUCUGCAAAAUUCAGCCCAGCAUAACUCAGAAAGAGCUAGACACAUACAUUGAAUGGAACAAAAUGUUUGGCUGCAGUCAGUGAGAACCUUAAGGGAUGCUAUAACUGUUGGUACUCUUAGACAUGUUGCUUGGGAAUGAAAUCCCCUUUAGGGGUUGUAAUUGUUAAGUGUGCUGAAAAGAUAAUGUCCCUUUUUUCUUAAGGAGUUAGGUAAGGCUUGGAGGGAAAGUGCAUCGUAAAAGAGCUGCUGAUCAAAUAAAAAAAAAAAAAUAGACACAAACUAAGAAGAUGUUUGUGCUGAUGGUAAUGGUUAGUUCCUUUCAGCCUGGGCAACAUUCUUAAUGAUGCAAGUAGGGGUGACUACAAAAGGAAAGGAUUCUAGUAUAUUGAUUCCAUUCUGCUCUUGUUGAGAUUUAGUUGCUGUCAAGUGCCUGAAAUGGUGCUUUUUUUGUUUGCCUCACAAAUACAUUGGUGGCAUGUGCUAAUAUUAAGAGCUUUAACUUCAAUUCUUGCUGAACUUAAGAGAUGAAUAUUGCAUUGGGAAACAGAGAGCCAGAUUUUUGCCAUUUGAAGAGCAACAGUUAUUCCUCAAUCCUGUCUGUUCUGCAGUAUCAGCCUGGGAACAGUUAAACAGGGUAACGGUAAUCUGGACCUUAAUUUCUGCUGUUCAUUUCUUUUAAUGUUGCCUGCAAAAACUCAGGAAAGUGAUUGCGAUUUGUACAGUACCUCAAAGGAAUGUGUUGAAAGCACUAUUUACUGAUGAGAGUUAUGGGCUAGGCUUCUGUGUUACUUUAUAGUAAUGUAUGUUUACCUCAACAAUUGGAAAAAUGGCAAGAAAAUGACUUUGAAUGUAUCCGGAUUAUAUUAAAGUAAUUGUGACUGAAAAGUCUCAGUUCUUGUAGUUAACAGAAGGAAAUCUCCGUGUUAAAGGUGAUCAUAUCAGAUCACACACUCUUCAUCUGUAACACUGUAACACUUUGCAGUUCUUGAUACAUUUCUUUGUGAUGAUUACCAGCUCGUAGUACUUAGAAGGUGCACAUUUAUUUCAUAAGAUGAGAUAGCCACUUUAUGAUUCUAAGAACGCAUUUUAAACCAACCAACCAAUGCAUAUGCGAGUCUGAAUGAGUUUUCCUAAAGUCGCAUUUUUCUGUGAACCAUAAUGUUAUUCUUUAUAUCACUGGUUGCUACUCUACUUUUGAGGUUAUUUGCAGCUGAGGGUUGGAAAUAGUUCAUUGUCUAGGUUGCAGACUUCUCAAAUCGCACAAUUGUUCAUGGCUGAUAGGUGAGUGCAAUUAGAUUGAAACCCAAACUUGCUGACAAUAUACCAAUGUCAAAAUGGACUAAUUUUUAUGAUGUAAAUACAUUUUUGUUACUGUUAAUAUAGCCCGCGGUAGUCAUUAAUUACACCAGAGAAUCUGGUAUGCAGUCUUUAUUUUCUACCUCAUCUGUAUGGCAGAUCUCUUACUGUGUAGCUGCAUUGUGGAAGUUAAAAACUUCUGUAAAUGUAAAACUACAUAACUUGUUAUGCGAACACAAACUACAUUACUGUUCCCUUUUCCGUGUGAAGAAGCUUUCCCCUUUCUGCUAUUCAUUCCAUUGUGUCUUCCAUCAGGAAAGACUGGAAAGGCUAAAUAGCUUACCUGUUAUUUCACCCCCCCCCCCCAAAAAAAAAUAUAUUUUUGUUUCUUUAAAUUGUAUUACUGUUUGUGCAAACUAUUUCAUGACUGGUGUUUUAUAUGGGAUAUUUUUUCCAAACAGGAGUAUUGCAGACCGCAUUUAUGUUUUUUUUUUUUUUUUUGCUUAGUUUAGACAGGAAGAUUCUUAAAGUGUUUGUUACAUUCAGCACUGAUGCUUAGUGUAAUUGUUACACAAUGCACAACAGGACAUGUUGACAUACACUAAAAUGUACAACAUGGAGGCAUAACCAUUUUAUUUUUAUCAUUUUACCUAAUUUUCUAGAAUGUAGUUCAGCUAAGCACCUUUUGUUUAAAUCUGCUGACAAGUGAGUUUUGAGAUGCCUGUGUUGAAGUGUAUGUGUGUGAUCACACAAACAACACACGAUAUUACUGUAUUACGAGAUCACCAUCCAAAGUACUAUGUGGAACUAAGAAAAGCUAAUUGCCAGUAUGUAUCAAUCAUUAUCAAACAAGAAAUCAUUAUUUGACCAAUGAAAACUAAAUAAAUGUAGCUUUGUAAAUUUAGAAAGAUGUUUAGAAUUUAAGCAGUCUUGAAAG
Molecule: messenger RNA, 4757 nt
Organism: Protopterus annectens (West African lungfish)
Lineage: Eukaryota; Metazoa; Chordata; Ceratodontiformes; Protopteridae
Gene: FIGN
Product: fidgetin, microtubule severing factor
Exons: 4
Coding region: 250-2607 (785 amino acids)
Molecular function (GO): microtubule severing ATPase activity; ATP hydrolysis activity; ATP binding
Source: RefSeq, a predicted model, not a curated record